UCUUGGGGAAUAUAAAGCUGGAAAUACCCGAAAAAGGAAUGGCUUGCAGAAAGGGGGAGUUAAGGGAGGAGGGGAAGAGUAGGAGUGCCGCAGCGGCGGCGGCCGCUCCGUUGGUUGCAGUGGGUGAUGCCUUGCUGUUCACGACGAUGUGCAUCAUUGGGAUGCCUGUGGACGUUCACGCUAAAGAUGGCUCCGUUUAUUCUGGAAUCUUCCACACCGCCUCUGUGGACAAGGACUAUGCCAUUGUGUUGAAGAAAGCGAAGAUGAUUAAGAAGGGGAAUCUAGAGGCAAAUGUAGUGAAUGGAACUCUGAUAGAGACACUUAUUGUUCAAUCCGACGAUCUUGUCCAAGUUGUUGCUAAGGGAGUCCUCCUUCCUUCUAAUGGAAUUACAGGGUAUGUAGGGGGGAACAGCAUCGAGGCUGCUGCAGGCUAUAUUGAAUGCCUGAACAAGGAUUCCGGAGUAGUAAAACCUAAUGAGUCCAGAGGGAACAAAAAGCACAAAAGUCAGACAAGGUUUGCAGCCAAAAGAGAGAACGGUUUUUCUCAUGCAGAUAAGCCAACAAAAGUUUUGGGCAGUUCUCGGGAAGAUCAUAAUGAGAGAUUGGAUGCAAUGAAGCUUGUAAAGAUAGAAGAAGCACAUACUCUUCCAGUUGAUGGAAGACAGGGUGGGGAUGGCUCACCAGAAAUGCAGAGUGAUACCCACAAUAACCCUGAGUUUCAAGACAAAGGAGCCACCAAUGAAGUUCAAGGCUCAAGACUAAGCAUCACUACUUAUGAAGCUCAAUCAGCUCCUGCUGUAAAUACUCUAGAGGAUACUAUGCAACAAGAACCAAAAGGAUUAUCUUCGGGUUCUAAUGCACUUGAGGACCAGGGUCAAGAUAGAUCAGAUGAGAUUGCAUGUACGGUUGCUACUGCAACAAAUAUUUCUAUUGCUUCGGUUCCCAUCAUUGAUGUUAAAUCAGAAUCAUGCCUCAGUGCAUCAUCAAACCCCUUUCUGUUGGUUCCUCCAAAAAAUUCAGGUGUUAAGAAAACUGCCAAGGAAUCUAAGCUCAAUCCUGGAGCUAAAAUAUUUUCACCGUCAGUGUCGCACCAUAUAAUGGUGACUUCUCCUGCAAUGGCAAAUGGAGCUAGUGUUCCUUACCUUCCAAGCACCUACACUAUGGCACCAAUGGCUACAGCACAAGAAGAAGUUGAUGCAAGUUCUUUUGCUCAUUCUCCCAUGCCUGUUAAGUUUGCUCCAUUCAAUAAUGUCGCUGUAGGAAAUGGUGGUAGUGAUGCUCCAUAUGUCCAACCUAUUAUUGGACAAGUGAUAAACAGGACCCCACAACCUUUUAGGUAUACUGGUCAAUACCAGAACUUCCAAGCCAGCCCGGCCUAUGGUCAUCCAAAUGUACAAAAUGUUAUGUUUGGACGGGGGCCUGUGGUUUGUAUGCAUCCCAUUUCUAGUGAUGUUGUACAGAGUGCAGCAGGGUUCUCCCCAGCAACUGCACGACCUCUGUUAACUCCACAUCAAGUGCAUCUUCCCAAGCACCAAGGGACAGCUUCGGCUCAGGCACUGCAGCUGUGCAUGGCUCCCCCAAUUCUAGCAAGUGGACCACAGCCGUUUGUAAUGCCAAGUUCCAUUCCCAUUCAACAGCCUCUCUUUCCUGUAUUGCGGCCUAUUGCAGUGCCAGCUGCAAAUGGUUUCCUGGGCACCAAGUUUGCUUGAAUUUCACUGCCAUAUCAGUGGCACCUUUUUCUGAUUUAUCAUUUUCUCAUGAAAAAUUUUGAUAUAUAGUUUACUGCUGUGCUUGUCCAUACAUGUCCAUUUUUUUUCUUGUCAUAUUUUCUCUUUUGGUUUUACAAUGUUCCUUGGAAAUGAGGCAUUUGAACAUUGUAAUCUCAUGAUUUUGAUAAAUUCAUUCAGUAUUCCUAUUA
Molecule: messenger RNA, 1918 nt
Organism: Sesamum indicum (sesame)
Lineage: Eukaryota; Viridiplantae; Streptophyta; Magnoliopsida; Lamiales; Pedaliaceae
Source: RefSeq, a predicted model, not a curated record